Euleptes europaea (tarantolino) is the source of this 495-nucleotide messenger RNA. It is a transcript of the gene SDHC, whose product is annotated as succinate dehydrogenase complex subunit C. Gene Ontology annotation, molecular function: succinate dehydrogenase activity; electron transfer activity. The record is from RefSeq and is a predicted model, not a curated record. Gene Ontology annotation, cellular component: membrane. NCBI's taxonomy places the organism in Eukaryota, Metazoa, Chordata, Lepidosauria, Squamata, Sphaerodactylidae. The transcript has 5 exons. Gene Ontology annotation, biological process: mitochondrial electron transport, succinate to ubiquinone; tricarboxylic acid cycle. The coding region runs from base 47 to 487 and encodes 146 amino acids.
AGCUGGGCGGCGCUGCCUCUGCGUCCAUUUGGGUCCUGGAUUCUCCAUGCAACAUGUGGCACCCGUGGGAACGACGGCGAAGGAGGAGAUGGCCCGGUUCUGGGACAAGAACACCCGCUCGAACCGCCCUCUGUCCCCGCACAUCUCCAUCUAUAGUUGGUCUCUGCCGAUGAUGAUGUCCAUCACCCACCGUGGCACUGGGGUCGCCAUGAGUUUAGGUGUGUCUCUCUUUGGCUUGAGCGCCCUGGUUCUCCCAGGCCAUUUCCCCGACUAUCUGGAGUUCAUCAAGUCCCUUAACGUGCCAGCUGCUCUCAUCUACUCGGGGAAGUUUGCCUUGGCUUUUCCCUUGACCUACCACACCUGGAACGGGAUCCGGCACCUGGCUUGGGACCUGGGCAAAGGAUUCAAGAUCCCCCAGGUCUACCAGUCCGGCGUCUUGGUCCUGGUGCUGACGGUUUUGUCUUCCAUGGGGAUUGCGGCGAUGUGAAGUCCGGG